This is a messenger RNA of Athene cunicularia (burrowing owl), 3949 nucleotides long. It is a transcript of the gene ACVR1B, whose product is annotated as activin A receptor type 1B. The coding region runs from base 1098 to 2459 and encodes 453 amino acids. The record is from RefSeq and is a predicted model, not a curated record. Gene Ontology annotation, cellular component: activin receptor complex; plasma membrane. Gene Ontology annotation, biological process: cellular response to growth factor stimulus; activin receptor signaling pathway; nervous system development. The transcript is spliced from 8 exons. Lineage: Eukaryota; Metazoa; Chordata; Aves; Strigiformes; Strigidae. Gene Ontology annotation, molecular function: ATP binding; activin binding; activin receptor activity, type I.
CUGUGGUCUGUGUCUUUAGAGGGUGCAACCAGGCGUAGAGGCGUUAGCCGUCGGGCUGGGGAGAGUUAACUGUGGCGUUUGUAUCUUUUAAAACACUUCUCAGACUCUCUCUACCUGAAAGACCAUUUCUGCAGCGGGUAAGUACAUGUUUGUGAAUCCCUCCGGGGAGGCUGAAAGAUCUGAUGAAAGCCGAAGAAAAUACUGUGUGCUGCUAAACAAGCCCCACCCUUCUUCUUGACAUUAUUGUAUUCGCUCUUUGUUCCCAAGGAUGGCAAUGCCUGGGGAUUUGCUUACAGUUUUUCAGGCAUCUUGAGAAAAAGCACAAUGACAGCUGGGAGGCGGAAAAAUGUGGGAAUCUGCCUUGGAGUUUCUCCUUCGCUCUUCACCCAAAUAAUCUUUGUGGAGAGCAGGCUAAAAGCCAGGAAUUUAUUUGACCCAAGGUAGCGUCUCGAAUCAGGAAAGCAGUUACUAAAUAAGUGACUGAUCUGGUUGGGCGUAACACGCUUGGCUUGCGUGGUCGGUUUGAAUUGGUUUUGUCUUGGCAUCUGCCAACCGCCGCUCGUCUCCCGCGAGCUGGGGGGGGUCGGCCCUCGCUAGCCUGGAACGGGCAGCUCGGCUUUGGCCCUCCCGAGGAAGCCUGGACGGCGAGUUGGGGUGAAAUCAAGUCUGUCAGUUUUGAGUAACUGUUGUCAGUUUGAAUUCUGACCCUGGGUCGGGCUGGGAGUGGAUCUCGGUAAAAUCCAGCCGAGUUUGCAGGGAUGACUUGGGUCAUCACUGUUUGUGGUCACAGCAGGGGCUGUCUGGACAGUUGUCUUCUGGAAAGGCUCCUCCGCUUCCACACUCUGUUUCGUGCUUAAGUUAGGUGCUUGCAGGUCUGAAAUACUGCGUAUGACUAGUUCUGUUCCUAAAGCCGGUUCCUCCUGAGCCUAAGAGUGGCCCCUUCCCUCCGAAACGGGCAAUUGGACAGUUUUCUCUUGUUGGAGCAUUUCAUCCCCAGCGGGUUCUAAGGAGGUCGCGGUUUGAUUUCUGCAGCUUUGACGUGUUUGUGCUCCGACUGCAAACAAGCGAACUCCACGUGUGAAACGGACGGCGCCUGCAUGGUCUCGGUCUUCAACCUGGACGGCGUUAAACAUCACGUUCGGACCUGCAUUCCCGAAGCAAAAUUGAUUCCUGCUGGGAAACCCUUCUAUUGUCUGAGUUCAGAAGAUCUGCGUAAUACUCACUGCUGCUACUCCGAUUUUUGCAACAAAAUUGAUUUAAUGGUUCCCAGUGGACACCUGAAAGAUAACGAGCCCCCGUCGAGCUGGGGUCCUGUGGAGCUGGUGGCAGUGAUUGCCGGACCUGUCUUCCUUGUGUUCGUUGUCAUGAUCGUAGUAGUCUUUGUUUUUCAUCACCACCAACGUGUGUAUCACAAUCGCCAGCGGCUGGACAUGGAAGACCCCUCUUGUGAAAUGUGCCUGUCGAAGGAUAAGACCUUGCAAGAUCUAGUCUACGAUCUCUCCACCUCUGGCUCGGGCUCAGGUUUGCCGCUCUUUGUCCAGCGGACCGUGGCUCGGACGAUUGUCCUUCAGGAGAUCAUCGGCAAAGGCCGCUUCGGGGAAGUGUGGCGCGGCAGGUGGCGCGGAGGUGACGUAGCUGUAAAAAUCUUCUCUUCGCGUGAGGAGCGUUCCUGGUUUAGGGAAGCAGAAAUAUAUCAAACUGUUAUGCUGCGCCACGAGAACAUCCUGGGAUUUAUUGCUGCGGAUAACAAAGAUAAUGGAACGUGGACUCAGCUGUGGCUCGUCUCCGACUACCAUGAGCACGGAUCUCUCUUUGACUACCUGAAUCGAUACACGGUGACUAUCGAGGGCAUGAUCAAACUCGCCCUGUCUGCUGCUAGCGGGCUGGCCCACCUCCACAUGGAGAUCGUGGGGACUCAGGGAAAGCCUGGGAUUGCUCACAGAGACUUGAAAUCCAAGAACAUCUUGGUGAAGAAGAACGGCACGUGUGCCAUCGCUGACCUUGGUCUGGCCGUCCGCCACGAUUCGGUGACGGAUACGAUUGAUAUUGCACCAAAUCAAAGGGUCGGAACCAAACGAUACAUGGCCCCUGAAGUCUUGGAUGAAACCAUUAACAUGAAGCAUUUUGAUUCUUUUAAAUGUGCCGAUAUCUAUGCCUUGGGCUUGGUCUACUGGGAGAUUGCUCGAAGGUGCAACGCAGGAGGGAUCCACGAGGAGUAUCAGCUUCCGUACUACGACCUUGUACCCUCGGAUCCUUCUAUUGAGGAGAUGCGGAAGGUCGUAUGCGAUCAGAAAUUGCGGCCUAAUAUCCCGAACUGGUGGCAAAGCUACGAGGCACUCCGGGUGAUGGGGAAGAUGAUGCGGGAGUGCUGGUACGCCAACGGAGCGGCUCGACUCACCGCCCUCCGCAUUAAGAAAACCCUCUCGCAGCUCAGCGUCCAGGAAGAUGUGAAAAUCUAGGCCCUGAGCCCCAGCAGGAGGAAACUGCACAAAAGCUGCCAUGCUAGAGUAGACGUGUGACGGAGGCCUACCUCGUGUUUCUGCCCAAUCUACUGCUACCAACCAGACAGCGUGACCUACAGGCUGCUAGGUGGGGUGACGGAGCCUAUUGAGUUGCUCUCAUCCCUGCUUGGGUAUGAAACAAUCAGAAACUUUUUAUGAUCACCUCCUGACAGCGUGAAGACUUGAGAGGGACAGCCAUGAUUGUAACUCUUGUUUCUUUAAUGGAAAUCCCUGUAAAGUUCAGUGCGUGCGGCGCACCCGUUGGCAGCGUUUGAGGCCGGGGUGCUAGGUGCUGGGAGUGGGAAGGGAAAGGGAAGGUUUUUCUUGCCGUACUCUGAGGAUUAAUUUUUUUUUUUUCCAGGGACUGGCACGUUAAAUGCAGAAAAAGCAUUUGCAAAACAAAUGGUGCUCCCUUCUGAGAGGCUGAGCCUGAACAGUUGUAUCAGCUUCACGAAACCAUUUCCCUCCUAUUUUUUUUUUUUCUUUUUUUCUUAAGCUUGAAAAAUUCUUAAGUCGAAACCCAGAAUCCUGACUGGCUGUCGGUGUGCGCAAUGGUGUAUGCAUGCGCGAGGUGCGCGUGUCCCCUGUGCCUGUUCACCUCCUUCCGUAGACGUGCGGUGUCUGCCCGUAGGGUGGCUCAUCUCUGUUCGUGCUUUCUGUGCAUGUGCAAAUCUAGAGUGUCCUUUUUUUGAGCUGUGCGCGCUGGUGCUCUCCUUGUCGAGUAGUGAGCAUUGUCUAGCUUGGACAGGCUGCUUGAAACCAGAUCCUUAGCUCGCCGAUGGGUGCUGUGGCCUUGCCGUCCCUACGCCGGCUGCAGGAACUUCCCAUCAGGUUGCCUCACUGCCACCCCCUCCCUUUUUUAAGAAAAAAAAAAAAAAACAAACGAGGAAUUGACUUCACUCCUGGAAUCCAGGUUUUUUUGGUUGGGUUUUGGUUUUUUUGGUUGGGUUUUUGUUUUGUGUUUGGUUUUUUUUUUUGUCUUGAGCCCCCGGGGUUUGUAAUUCUUGGUAGGGUAGAAAGAGAAGACCUGGGGGCGAGAGGUGCCGCGGAGCUGGGGUGUGUGUGGGAGAGGCAGCGCCCGGCCGUGAGGAAACACCAGUUCUGGCAGGAAGGUGGUUCCUGAGGCCGUCCCGGCGGCGUGGGGCAGCCGCCCGUGGCCCGGGUGCACCCUGCACCUCCCCAGAGGCACCCGGCGCUUGGCAGGGUCCGACGGCGGGGUGCAGGUUUGGAAAUCCACGUCCAUCUUUUUAAUAUACAUAUAUAAAUAUCUCAUCAUCUGGAAGUGGCUGUGUAUAACUUGUGGGGGUGGGGGGAACUGCAUGAGUUUUUCUUUGGAUUAAAUGCCGAAUCAGGGUGAAGUAGAGUUGGUUUGACUGUUGUCUACAGCUGGGCCGAGUAAAAAUGGAAGCAGCCGAGCGCUGAGUCUGUCGUGCUGAUGCAGCCGGGGA